UUCAGGAGCAUUCCGAUACGUUGACACUGAGCCAGCCCAGGAGAGGGUUUCAUUAGGUGUCCUAAAGGACAUGAAACGGGCCAUGGAGCUUCAAAUUCCUGUGAAUGGACUCAAGGGACUUUCUCCCCUUGUAAACCUUCCAGAGUUCGAUCUCGUCCAUGGUCAAGCAGUCGAAUACAUGCACUGCAUCUUGCUGGGCGUCACGAGGCAGAUUGCAGACCUUUGGUUUGAUCCCUCAAAUUCUCAAGAGGCUUUCUACCUAGGUAAUGUCUGCAUAAUGUGUGUGCCAUUUUCUUGUACUAAACUGCCUGCAGGUAGUCCUUCCCUGGUGGCAAAAGUGGACGCACGGUUAACAACAAUCUGCCCACCUGAUUUGAUCACACGGCUGCCAAGGUCACUUAGAGAAAGAGCUUUUUGGAAGGCAACAGAGUGGAGGAAUUGGCUCUUAUACUACAGCCUGCCAUGCUGCCUUGGUGUUCUUCAUUCCCGGUACUGGAGCCAUUUCGCCCUCUUAGUUGAAGCCAUCUUCACUUUGCUGACAGAGGAGCUGUCUCCUGGAGACCUUACUCAUGCUGGUAGGUCUGUUUACCUUGUUAGUGCCACCAAGUCACCUGCACAUGACACGUGUGUUUUCAAUGGCCAAACCAGAAACCUGCUCCAAAGGUUUGUAAGCCGAACAGCAGGGUUAUAUGGUGUGAAGUCCUUGACCUUCAAUGUCCAUCUCCUACAACACAUCACAAGCAGUGUGAAGAAUCUUGGACCUUUAUGGUCCCAUUCGGCUUUUGUUUUUGAAGGUGGGAAUGGUACACUUUUGAAGCACGUGACAGCAGCGAAAGCCGUACUGUGCGAUCAAGAAGGACAGUUGGUGCUGCUGAACCAGUGCGCGGACCCGAGGCACCGGCAACGAACGCUUGGGAUUCACGUCAGCGACGAGUGCGAGGGUGUGGGCCGGCCGCCGCUGAACCUUUUUGCGGCAUAUCAACCGGCCGCACCGUGA
Molecule: messenger RNA, 997 nt
Organism: Dermacentor andersoni
Lineage: Eukaryota; Metazoa; Arthropoda; Arachnida; Ixodida; Ixodidae
Source: RefSeq, a predicted model, not a curated record